This is a messenger RNA of Dictyostelium purpureum, 189 nucleotides long. RefSeq lists its product as uncharacterized. The record is from RefSeq and is a predicted model, not a curated record. The annotation marks the transcript as partial. Lineage: Eukaryota; Evosea; Eumycetozoa; Dictyosteliales; Dictyosteliaceae. The transcript has a single exon.
GAUAUUUAUGAUAAAAUAAAAGAAUUCAUAGAGUUUCAACAAAGAUUAUCAAAUGAAAAUCAAGAAAAAGAAUCGAUCAAUUCAUUCAAUAAAGAAAGAGCACAAUUAACAAUUAAAGAUAUCGAACCACAUGAACAUUUAUUUUGGGAAAUAUUUAGAAACAAAUCAAUUUACAAAGAAAUAUUUUCA